Babesia bovis T2Bo is the source of this 1525-nucleotide messenger RNA. Its product is annotated as putative s-adenosylmethionine synthetase. Gene Ontology annotation, molecular function: methionine adenosyltransferase activity; ATP binding. The transcript has 3 exons. The record is from RefSeq and is a predicted model, not a curated record. Gene Ontology annotation, biological process: S-adenosylmethionine biosynthetic process. NCBI's taxonomy places the organism in Eukaryota, Apicomplexa, Aconoidasida, Piroplasmida, Babesiidae. Gene Ontology annotation, cellular component: cytosol. Bases 247 to 1497 code for a protein of 416 amino acids.
CGUAGUUACACCUUCACUAUAUGCUUUUGGUUGUUGGUUAUGCCCCUAAUUUUUAAGAAACACAAUAUUCAUUCUCUGCGGCCGUAGAUGUGCCACUGUAGUACAUCAUUUUUCAUCGUCGGACCAUUCCUGCAUCGCAGCACAUUUUCGCACAUUGGAUUGAUUGUACGGAAUCUGUGAUUUGUUAUUGGAAUACACUGCUAAUAAGAUUUUGCCUUAGUGAAGAGUAUACUUUAGUGUGUCAUCAUGGAGGUCAUUACAGCAGAUACUGUGGACAAGAAUAACUUUCUGUUUACCUCUGAGAGCGUAAAUGAGGGACACCCGGAUAAAAUAUGUGACCAGAUUUCAGAUGCAAUUCUUGAUGCUUGUCUUAGGCAGGAUCCUGAGAGUAAGGUUGCUUGCGAAGUAUGUGCAAUAAAGAACCUUGUUAUGGUCUUUGGGGAAAUCACAACCAAUGCUGUUGUGGACUACCAGGCCGUUGUGCGCCAGGUGUUAACUGAUAUCGGAUACACAUCUAACGAACUAGGUUUUGACGCCUCCACUGUGGAAAUCAUGGUGAGGCUGGCUCAGCAGGCUCCCGAAAUAGCUAGUGCCGUGCACCUUGGUCGUAAGCUUGAAGAGACCGCUGCUGGUGACCAGGGCAUCAUGUUUGGUUACGCUUCUGAUGAAACACCUGAAUUGAUGCCCUUAUCGCAUGCUCUUGCUACUAGGCUCGGCAAGCGUUUGACAAAGGUCCGCAAAACUAAGGUUAUGCCAUAUCUUCGUCCUGAUGGCAAGACUCAGAUAACUGUUGAGUACAGGGUGGAGCCUAAUGGUCACUUGGAGCCUGUUCGCGUCCAUACCGUGCUUAUUUCAACUCAACACGAUCCUGAUGUAUCGCUCGAUACACUACGCGAGGACUUAAUGGAGCAUGUCGUAAAGCCGACGGUACCCUCCAAGUUUCUAGACAAGGAUACCGUGUACUUGUUUAACCCUUCGGGUAAAUGGGUACAUGGAGGUCCAGCCUGCGAUUCUGGUCUUACCGGCAGAAAAAUAGUGGUUGACACUUAUGGCGGCUGGGGAGCUCACGGCGGUGGUUGUUUUUCCGGUAAAGAUGCUACCAAGGUAGAUCGUUCCGGGGCGUAUUACUGUCGUUUAGUGGCCAAGUCGUUAGUCGCCAACGGAUUCUGUCGGCGGGUACUACUACAGGUGGCAUAUUCCAUCGCGGUCGCGAACCCACUAUCGCUGCACAUCAACUCCUUUGGCACAUGUGCCGAAGGCUUCGACGACAACAAGUUAAAGGAAAUUGUUUUCCGCAAUUUUGACUUCCGUGUUGGUUGCAUAAUCAAGCAGCUCGACCUUACGCGGCCAAUAUUCUCAAAGACCAGCUGCUAUGGCCACUUUGGGCGCCAUGGUGACGAGUACACCUGGGAGCGAUGCAUAGACCUAUCUCAUGAAACACCUCCCGGUAGCAAGGUCCGCAGUCCCUGGUGUGACUGUAACUUCCUUAUAAAGUGAUGUGAAUGUCAUUUGUUGAUAUGUAUGC